AUGGGUAUGACUAUCUACCUCUCCUCCAGCAAAAAUAAACAAGCAAUGUACCUUUUCCCUUUCUUUCUUUCUUUCUUUCUUUCUUUCUUUCUUUCUAACUUUAUUGCUUUCUUUCUUUCUUUUACCUUGCUCCUUCCUUUCUUUGAUUUUACUAUCUUUUUCCUUUCUUUUUUUCUUUCUUUCUUUCUUUGCUUUUAUAUCUUUUCCCUUUCUUUCUUUCUUUCUUUCUUUUUUUCUUUCUUUCUUUGCUUCUCAUAUUUCAGUGCAGCAGAUCACACUAUCUUUUCCCUUUCUUUCUUUCUUUCUAACUUUAUUGCUUUCUUUUAUCUUGCUUCUUCCUUUCUUUGCUUUUACUAUCUUUUCUUUUUUUCUUUCUUUCUUUCUGAUUUUAUUACUUUCUUUCUUUCUUUCUUUCUUUGCUUUAGUAUCUUUUUCCUUUCUUUCUUUCUUUCUUUCUUUCUUUCUUUCAACUUUAUUGCUUUCUUUCUUUCUUUUAACUUGCUCCUUCCUUUUUUUGCUUUUACUAUCUUUUCUCUUUUUUCUUUCUGA
Messenger RNA from Acanthosepion pharaonis, 549 nucleotides. NCBI's taxonomy places the organism in Eukaryota, Metazoa, Mollusca, Cephalopoda, Sepiida, Sepiidae. The record is from the annotation of a GenBank genome assembly.